CAGCUCCGCCCCGAGGCUCCGCCCCCAGCUGCCUGGGGUAGGGUGGCGGCUGGGCCAGCCGGGCCCCCCUGCCCUCCGCCCUGGGUGCUCGGUUGGAGCUGGCCAGGCGCGGCAGGACGGGGCGAGCGCGGCGGCGCGGGCCUCCGAGGUGAAGAUGGCAUCAGGCAGACGCGCCCCGCGCAACGGGUUGCUGGAGCUGCGCGCCGGGGCGGGCUCGGGGGCCGGCGGCGAGCGGUGGGGCGCCACCGAGCCGGGCGCGGCGCCCCCGCAGCUGCCCGAGGCACUGCUGCUCCAGCGGCGCCGCGUGACGGUGCGCAAGGCGGACGCCGGCGGGCUGGGCAUCAGCAUCAAAGGGGGCCGAGAGAACAAGAUGCCCAUUCUCAUUUCCAAGAUCUUCAAGGGGUUGGCAGCUGACCAGACAGAGGCCCUCUUUGUGGGGGAUGCUAUCCUGUCUGUGAAUGGUGAAGACCUGUCCUCUGCCUCCCAUGACGAGGCGGUGCAAGCCCUCAAGAAGACAGGCAAGGAGGUAGUGCUGGAGGUCAAGUACAUGAAGGAGGUCUCACCAUAUUUCAAGAACUCUGCCGGUGGGACCUCGGUCGGCUGGGACUCGCCUCCUACCUCACCCCUUCAGCGGCAGCCUUCCUCCCCUGGCCCUCAAUCCCGCCACCUCAGUGAGGCCAAGCACGUGCCCUUGAAGAUGGCAUAUGUCUCAAGGAGGUGCACCCCCUCUGACCCGGAGUCCAGGUACCUGGAGAUCUGUGCGGCAGAUGGUCAAGACACCCUCUUCUUGAGGGCCAAGGAUGAAGCUAGUGCAAGGUCAUGGGCAGGUGCCAUCCAUGCCCAGAUCAACGCUCUGAUGCCCUGGGUCAAGGAUGAGCUGCAGGCAUUGCUGGCAGCCGCAGGCACAGCUGGGAGCCAGGACAUCAAGCAGAUUGGCUGGCUGACUGAACAGCUGCCCGGUGGGGCCACAGCCCCUAACCUGGCCCUACUGACUGAAAAGGAGCUGCUCCUCUACAGUGGUCUCCCCCAGACCCGGGAGGCCCUGAGCCGGCCGGCCCACACUGCCCCACUCAUCGCCACCAGGCUGGUACACUCAGGCCCCUCCAAGGGCUCGGUGCCCUAUGACGCAGAGCUCUCUUUUGCCCUGCGCACGGGCACGCGCCACGGCGUGGACACGCACCUGUUCAGUGUGGAGUCACCGCAGGAGCUGGCUGCCUGGACCCGGCAGCUGGUGGAUGGCUGUCACCGGGCCGCUGAGGGUGUACAGGAGGUGUCCACAGCCUGCACAUGGAACGGCCGUCCCUGCAGCCUCUCCGUGCACAUUGACAAGGGCUUCACACUGUGGGCAGCUGAGCCAGGUGCAGCUCGAGCUGUGCUGCUUCGACAGCCCUUUGAGAAGCUGCAGAUGUCCUCAGAUGAUGGUGCCAGUCUCCUUUUCCUGGACUUUGGGGGUGCUGAAGGCGAGAUCCAGCUGGACCUGCACUCGUGUCCCAAAACCAUGGUCUUCAUCAUCCACUCCUUUCUCUCGGCCAAAGUCACCCGCCUGGGGCUCUUGGCCUAGAAGUCACCAGAUGUACUAGCCAGGAAGAGGGGGCAUCCACCUGGCCUGACCUGGCCCUCUGCCAACUGCCCUCUGCCGACUGCCUGCUCACUGCUGGGCUGAGGGGAAGGAGAGGAGAGGAGCACGGGCCUCAGAGACCCAGCCCCUGAGGGAGGCUGAGUUGGUCUUGGGGACCAGGACCUGGGACCCAGGACACAGUGGACCCUGCCUGUGAGGGGCAGCCUUUCUGCUGCCCUCUUCCACCAGUGCCUUUUGCAGAGAGAUAUUUUGUGUACACAGAAGCCAUUCCGAGCCUGGGACCUGCCCAUGUGUGGGUCUGACCCCAGCCCACUGCUGAGCUGCCAGGCUUCCCAGAGGCCUUGAAGUCACCCCCUUCAGAGGCCCCAUCCGAAGCUGGAGUCUCCUGGGUUAGCGGCAAGAGAAAGAAGAGGAGCCUUUCUGUUCACUUUUCCCUUCACUCACCGCCUUGGGACACCACAGUUCUUCUCUUCAUCCCCUCUCUCUCCACCUCACUCUUGGGUAAUAAACAGCCUGCGAGCACACAGGCAGAUCGGCCA
Messenger RNA from Chinchilla lanigera (long-tailed chinchilla), 2118 nucleotides. It is a transcript of the gene Snta1, whose product is annotated as syntrophin, alpha 1. NCBI's taxonomy places the organism in Eukaryota, Metazoa, Chordata, Mammalia, Rodentia, Chinchillidae. The record is from RefSeq and is a predicted model, not a curated record. Gene Ontology annotation, molecular function: structural molecule activity; protein binding. Gene Ontology annotation, cellular component: neuromuscular junction; intracellular anatomical structure; sarcolemma.